GCCGACGGAAACGGAUCGAUGCUGGAAAUAGCUCGGCCCGCAGGAGAGUACGAGGUGAGUCGCCUUCGCUUUCGGCAGGGCCUUCGCGCGACUCUCGACGCUCGCUGCCGCCGCUGCCUGCCGAUCCGUUUCCAGAAAAGCAAAUAAGCUUCCGCACGCGCGUAUCAUCCGGUUUCCCCCGGGACAAGUUACCGUGUCCGACCGCUCUUCCGUAUCCAACACGGCCGCCGCCACCGUCGCCGCCGCCCUCCUCGAUCUGGCCAUUCUACUCUCUCUCUCGAAUCGGGCGCGCGCCGGCUGCUAGCUCCGAGCCAACGUGAGCCUCGAUCCGGCACCGAACUGAGCGGGAUGACGCGAAAAAAAUGUGCGCCGAACCGAUGUGGCUGAUGAGGCUGAAAUCAAGCCUCUCACGCACCACGGUAGGUCUUAGAGGAUGCACAAGCUAGCCAAGGGCCUGAAGAAGAAGAAAAAGCCGAAGAAGGGCAAGAAGGGAGGAGAGGAGGAAGAGUUCGAUCCCGAGGAGCUCGAGCGUUAUCGGCGCGAGCGGGCAGAGGCCCAACAGAAAGCCGAGCAGGCUGGUCAGCCGGCCGCUGGAUCCGACGAGUGGAAGAAGUUCCAGGCCUUGACCGCUGGCGUCGAUUCGGUCUUAAAGAAGACCCAGGAUGACCUCGAUCGGAUAAAAUCUACCUCAUUCUUCCAGCGUAAAGCGCCGUUGGAAGAGAAGCCGGACGAGGCGGCCAAGCAGGAGGAGGCGAAGAAAUCGUCCUCGAAGAGGUGGGUAGGCUUCGACAAGGAGGGCAAUCCGAUCGAAGCCGCGCCGGAAGUCGACGGUCAGGACGGGAAGGAGGAUAAACUUUUAGUGAAUGAGGACGGUUUCGUGGACGUGCCGGAGGACGAGGAUGAGCAGGAGGAUUCCGCCGAAGAAGACAUCUUCGACACCACUUACGUCGACGUUCUACAGAACAUCGACGUACAAUUAGCUUACAUACCGGACAGUCCGACCGAAGAGGAGGUCGGAGACGAUCCGUUCGACACCACCAGCGCCGACAAGGUUCUCAAGACAGUCGACAAGAAGGGCAACAAAUUAGUCAGCUUAGGCAAUGCCGUUGAGGUGUUGUCGGGUAGAAUCGAUCAUGUAAGCACGUGCAGGCUCACGAAGGGAAGACGACCGAGGCUCCAGCAGGAUCUGCUGUUGGACGACUUCGAGGAGGCGGAGCUGCCGACCGCGGAGGCCGUCGCGGCGGAGCCAAUCGAGGUAGAAAAGACUCUGCUGGACGACGACAGCGAUCUUCCCGACAUCCCUGUCGAUUUGACGAAAUUGCCACCUGUACUGCCGAGACCAGUCACCCCCGUCACUCCCGCAGUCACUCAGGAAGACGCGACGGUCGCCGAGAAGACUUCAAACGGCCCGCCGGACGACGAGGUUCGUCUCGAGGAAGCCGACGAUCCAUUCGCCGCGAAGGAGCCUGAGACCGUUGAUUUUCAGACGGAGAUAAUCGAGGCCAGCUUUGAGGCGGCCACUUUUGUCGACGAAGCCGAUCCGUUCGACACUACAAUCGCGGAUAAUAUUUUGCCGGGUAAAACCGAGCUGAAAUUCAUCGAGAAGGAGCUCGAGGAACUGCCUGUGUCAGAAGUAUCGAUAUCUCUCACUGAUCCCGCCGGCUUCAACAGAGAUUACGAGACUGGCUUACUGAAAUUGGAUGGCGAGCAGAAUAAUGAGAAUGACGAUUCACAGCUGCUUAAAAAGGACUUGCUAGGCGGCUCAGCGACCGAUCUCAGCCAGUUGGUAGACCAGCCGAUCGCGCCUGUGGAGGAAAUCACCUACGUCGAUCCUUUCGACACAUCCACCGUAAAAGAGCUGCCGCCUGGCCAGACGGAGCUCAAGGUCUUGGAAAAAGAAUUGCUCGGUGAGCAGCCCAGCAGCUGCAUCGAGGACGACGACGACGACGAUUUCGAUCCGAGAAAAGAUGAAACGUCGGUGAAGCAAUCGCCUGCGAAUCCGCCGACUAGGCCCCCGGUGCCGGUCAAGCCAAAGCCGGUUGAACCCGUGUUCGAAGUUAACUUUGAAGAAAACGCCGAAGUCGAGGAGACAAAACUCGGGAGAAAAACCUCGCGACCGGAAAUCCUCGAACUAGCCCCGGCUAAGGCGGUCGCGUUCGAGCUGCCGACACCGUCGAAGAGGCCCGAUCUUCUCGCAACGAGCGAGGAGGAAAAGUCUCUACCUUCCAAGCCGCUGACGCCGUAUUAUUCGCAGAAAUCUAUAGAGGAAUCGUUGCCGGUUGAAGAGGAGGAGGUCGAGGUUGAUCCGUUUGACACCAGCUUUGUCAGUAACGUCGCACCGGGCAAAACCGAGCUCAAGCUCAUCGAGUCGGAAUUACUGAAGCAGGAGCCUAGGCUGCCUCACAGUUUAAGCGACCACGAUUUUGAUCCGAGAUCUGUCGCAGAGCCGAUCAGACGGCAGAGCGAUUUUACAGCCACUUCGGUCACGCCGGGUAGCUUGAAGCUCGCGCAGCUGCAAUCGUCGCUGAUACAGAAGGUCGAGGAAGAGGUGAUCGCGAGACAGGAACCCCGGCGGCAGGAGAGUCUGCUGGAUGCAGAGGUCGAAGUCGAUGCGAAGCCUUUGACGCCGAAAAUCGAGAGCAAACCCAUCGAAGAAGAAGAAAUCUCCUAUUCGGAUCCGUUUGAUACCUCCAUCGCCACUAAUAUUUUACCGGGCAAAGCGGAGCUGAAAAUAUUAGAGAGCGAGCUACAACAGAUACCUCAGCAACCGCCGCGGCCGAAACCUAUCAAUCUACCGCCGGUAGUGUCGACCGUUCCGAUAAUAGUUCCGGAAGUCGACGACGAAUUCGAUCCGAGAGCGGACGAGGUGAAAGAAUCCACGGAUUUUCUCUCUCUGGACGGGCAGGAUCCAGGCGAUAAAGUGCUAACGCCGCUUCAAAACAAGGAUUUCGCCGGCUUGGACGACGACGUGGAUCCUUUCGACACGAGUUUCGCCACUAUCGAGCCUGGACGGACCGAAUUAAAACUGCUCGAAUCAGAACUGAUGAAGUAGUUCUACAUCGACUG
Molecule: messenger RNA, 3066 nt
Organism: Linepithema humile (Argentine ant)
Lineage: Eukaryota; Metazoa; Arthropoda; Insecta; Hymenoptera; Formicidae
Source: RefSeq, a predicted model, not a curated record